AGCGCGCAGUGAUGACGUCGGCAGCGCCGAGACAGGGAAGGAGGGAGGGAGCGCUGCCGCUCCUGUGCAGAGAUGGACCUGCGGCUGGCCCAGCUGGUGGAGGAGCUGACCACGGCGGGGGAGCCGCAGCUGGAGCCGGGCAGGAUGAGGGAGCUGAAGAAAAUCUGCAGGUCGUCGGAGGAGCACCUGAGCCACGCGUACCACCUGCUGCUGACCAGGCUCCACGAGGAGCACGCCGAGAUGCGCUUCUCCGCCUUCCAGAUCGUGCAGGAGCUCUUCUCCCGUUCGCACCGCUUCCGCACGCUGCUCGUUUCCAACUUCCAGGAGUUCUUGGAGCUCACGGUGGGGACGGACCACGAGCAGCCGCUUCCCCCGCCCCGAGAGGUGGCCCAGAAGCUGAGGAAAGCGGCCAUCGCGGCUGUGCUGGGCUGGCACGAGAAGUACGGCGAGGCCUACAAGAAGCUGUCGCUGGGAUACCACUAUUUAAAGCAGAACAAGAAGGUGGAUUUUCAGGACGUGCAUGCAAGAACAGUGGCUGAAAGAAAGAGGGAAGAAGAGAGGCAAAAACGAUUGGAUAACGUUUACAAAGAAAAAGCCAAAAGAGCUGAAAAAGAAAUGGCAGAACUGUCCCAAGAGGUUGCUGAGACACUGACAGAGAUGGAGAACUGUUUCCGGCUUCUAUUGCCAGAUCCUUUUGACUUCGCUGUGAACAACACAGGACUGGAACCCAAUGAACAAACGAGUGCUGACAAGGAUGGAUCUGCAUCCUCCUUGUCCUCUUAUGUGGGAUGUGUGGAUGAUGAACAGCCAUGCUGUAGCAAGGACAUUCUUCCUGUUUCUCAGAGCGUUAGAACGGAUCAAAAGGAAGAGUUAGGUGACAAACAGAAGAAGCCUGAGCAAAAUAUGUUAGAUGGAGACACGUGCUCUGAAGUUGAAUCUGGUGUUCCUGUUGGUGAUGAUGAUUAUGAAACUUUUGUCAGGAAUCAUGGACUUAUUUCUCAUAAAUAUACUCUAGACCUUGAACUCUCCACAGAUAUCAAAGUGCACGAGAAUGAAGACAAUACUGCUGUACUAAACAGUGUUGUGGAUGCUCACAAACUCGUCACAAAUAAGUUCUUGCCUUCCGUGCAGUCCUGGAUUCAGUUAUUUACCCGAGCAGGAAUAAACGACGAUCGGUUGAGAUGUGCCAUUGAUCUUAAGAAUAAACUGGAGGCUGCUCUGAGGAAAUACAAGGAAAUGAACAUUACUUUUAAAGAGAGAAAAAGAAAAGUGAUGAAAGCUUCAGAUGAAGAUGAUGAUGAUGAUGAUGAUGAAGAUGACUUUGUGGAGGUCCCUGAGAAGGAAGGUUAUGAGCCCCACAUUCCAGACCACCUGCGUAAGGAAUAUGGCCUCGAGCCUCAGUCACCCCCAAAAGCACCAGCAAGGAAGGCCCCUGCAGGACCAGCUCCGUUCAGCUCCCGUGCCCGGCUGAAAGGGAAUGAAGAUGAGCUUGAUCCAACUUGUGCAGCUGCAACAUUGAAGCUUAUCAGAGACAAACUACAAAAGUUAACACCUCCACAGGACAGUGAGUCUGCAACUACUGAGCCAGCAGCUUUGGAAGAGCCUGACAGUAAGAGAAGAAAACUAGAAGAGGAAAGAGCUAAAGCUCCCCUCAUGCCUUUUGGGUUAGAUCUUCACUACUGGGGACAGGAUCAGCCAAGUGCUGGGAAGAUUCUCAAAUUUACUUCCGAGCAUCGAUUUUGGGCACCCAGUGAAGUAGAGGAAGAGGUAGAAAAUAAAGAAAUAACUGAAAUGUUAAAAACCAGAUAUAUAACAUUUGCUGGCAAGUUUGAACCAGUGAAGCAUAAAUGUCGAGCACCAAUGCCUGAUGGAAGUCUGUGUGAAAGACAAGAUCGGAUUAAGUGCCCUUUCCAUGGAAAGAUAAUUCCUCGGGAUGAGUGUGGGGUUCCUAUCAAUGCAGAGGACAGAGCCAGAGAAGAAAAGAUGCGCUUUGAGAAGCAAGCAAAUCAGCCAGUGUCAGCGCAGUGUUGUUAGAGGCUUCUCACCUCUGGCCCACAAGGAUGUAUAUGUUAGUCCCAAAACACUGUUGACAUUGCGAUGCUGCAUUAUUGAGUGCCAUUGUUAAGCUGAGAUGUCACACAAAGGUCCGUCCUGUCUGUCUGGGGAGAUACUGGGCAAGCUAAAGUGCUUAAUUUAUUGGACAAAACCUUAAAGGUUUCUAAAGCUUUUAUAUACCAAAAUCACUAAAUAC
Messenger RNA from Meleagris gallopavo (turkey), 2251 nucleotides. NCBI's taxonomy places the organism in Eukaryota, Metazoa, Chordata, Aves, Galliformes, Phasianidae. The record is from RefSeq and is a predicted model, not a curated record.